UCCCCUUGGGGCCCUGUCUGCCCCAGUCCCGCCUCAGCCUCAGGAGCCGUUGGAGUGGCCGCCCCAGCUCUGUGCUGCGAUUAUCAACCGAAGCUGGUCCCAUCUCUUGCCACUGCUGACUGCCCAGGACAUGGCCCUGCUCCUCCUCCUUCUUGUUGGGGGUUCCUGGGCCCCCAGAGUGGUGAGUUCCCAGGCCUUGUUCUCCAUUUCACCGUCAAAUACCGUGCCUUCCAUCUCCUCCACCAGUUUGGCCGUAAUGGACUCUGGGAAGGCCAACUCGAGAGACGGUGAGAGUGAGUCCCCCGGUAGCUCCCUGGCACCUGAAUCCAAAACCUCCCAGGAAGUUUCCUCUGAGAAGUCAUUCAUAUACCCUGAGACUUCCAGUGUGGCCAGGGAGCCUGUUGUCCCCGUGGCAGCGAGUUCUCAGGGAUCCCACAUUCCAGCGACGAUGACCAGCUCUCCUCUAGUAACCCCAGCAGCCUCUGGUGAGCCCAGCGGACACCUUAUCACCACGGUGACCAGUACCUCAGGGACCUCUCCCGUCUCCAGGGAGAGCAUGCCCAUGAUGGCCACCCCAAAGGCCCCUGAAGGCACUCUGUCCUUUUCACGUCCAGCUCAGGGUUCGAGUGGAUUCCCUGUCACUAUGGCAAUGAGCACUGUGGAGACCACCAGGGGGACCAGUGAAACCCCCGUCACCAUGGCAACCAGCUCUGUGGAGACCAGCAGUGAGACAAGUGGAACCCCCAUCAGUAGGGCAACCAAUUCUGUGGAGACCCCCAGUGGGAGCAGUGGAACCCCCAUCACCAUAGCAACCAGCUCUGUGGAGACCAAGGAUGGGACCAGGGAAACUCCCAUCACCAUGGCAACCAGCACUGUGGAGACCCCCGGUGGGAGCAGCGGAAUCCCCAUUACCAUGGCAACCAGCACUGUGGAGACCCCCGGUGGGAGCAGCGGAAUCCCCAUCACCAUGGCAACCAGCUCUUCCAAGACCUCCAAUGAGAUGAGUGGAUUCCCUACCACCAUGGCAAGUAGCUCUGUGGAGACCACCAGUGCAACCAAUGGUCACCCUAUCACCGUGGUCCCUAGCUCCCUGGAGACCUCUGGCACUAGGGUAGAAACUGCUGUGGUGACUACCAAGGAGCCCUCUGGAAACACGAGCGUGCAGCCAGAGAUGGGUGGCAUGAUGCUGGUGGCCAUGCUGGUGGCUGUGCUGGUGGUCAUACUUCUCCUGGCCCUGCUCCUGUUUUGGCGCCGGCGGCAGAAGCGGCGGACUGGCGUCCUGACUCUAAGCACAAGCGGAAAAUACAACGGUGCUGUGGAUGCCUGGGCUGGGCCAGUGAGGGUUGCCGAUGAGGAGGCUGUGCUAACAAUCGCAGGAGAGUCGGGGGGACCCAAAGCCUCGGGAACCCCCGAGGUGGAGGAGUCUGGUCAGCUGCCCACGCUCAGCACUUUCUUUGGUCGGCGGAAGUCUCGACAGAGCUCGGUGGCUCUGGAGGAGUUUAGGCCUGGGUCAGGCCCCGGCCCUAUGGGGGAAGAGGAGGAGCCGCUGGUGGGUUGCGAGGAAGAGGCUGCUGACGCCCCUACUUCCAAUGGGCCAGCAGCGGGGCCUGGGGCUGAGCCUCCCCGCUUGUGAAUGAGCGGGUGCUGGAGCUCGCUGCCCUUCCCCACGCCCCUACCUCUCCACCUCCCCUGCUACUGUUACUUCCAACCUUUCCCUCACCAGGCGUCUCCAGGUGUUACCACCCUG
Ochotona princeps (American pika) is the source of this 1747-nucleotide messenger RNA. RefSeq names its product sialophorin (gene SPN). Gene Ontology annotation, cellular component: external side of plasma membrane. The transcript is spliced from 2 exons. NCBI's taxonomy places the organism in Eukaryota, Metazoa, Chordata, Mammalia, Lagomorpha, Ochotonidae. The coding region runs from base 131 to 1633 and encodes 500 amino acids. Gene Ontology annotation, molecular function: heat shock protein binding; transmembrane signaling receptor activity. The record is from RefSeq and is a predicted model, not a curated record. Gene Ontology annotation, biological process: type II interferon production; regulation of T cell migration; regulation of T cell activation.